AUGCGAAACGAUGAAGAAGACGAAAAUAUGGCUGGUGAAGCAGUUUGUAUGUUAGCAGCAACUGAAGAAGAACAUGUUAAUGGUGCUGGAGUUAUUGCCAGUAGUAGUAGCGGUUCACAAACACCAAUUGCAAAUGGUUCAAGUAGCGGUUAUCAUCCAACUACUGAAAUGACACAUGGUCAUUCCGUAAGUCCACUACAUGCAUCAUUCUUCGAUCGAAUUUCCACCAGAUGGUGGAAUCCACAAUUUUUAUCAACAGCUUUAGAAACUCAGUAUUGGAAAUGUAGUUUUCCACAACUCAGAGAUAGAUCUGGACUUGUAUACAUUUGUUUAUCAUGCAUUUUAUGGAUUGUUUAUUUACAAGUUUUCAAUCAUGCUAGCUUAAUGCAUUGGCUAAUAUCGAUCACUUUAUUUGUAAUAUCAUUUGGAAUGCUUCUCUUUACAUUAUUUUCCGUACAUUAUCAACGUUUUUACAUGCCUGCAUCAUUUCUCUGUGUUUUUAUACUCUGUACCGUAACUCUAUUUAUUUUCUCUGAUAAAUCCGGUUCGUUUAUGAGUCCCAUUGGUGAUUUAGCUACUAGUUUUCAGGUAGUAUUACUAAUCUAUACAGUAGUUCCAUUACCACUGUAUCUGUGCAUUUGCAUUGGCUUAAUUUAUUCGAUAUUGUUCGAAAUGAUCGCUACCGGUAGUAUGAGUUAUGCGGACGCGCUAGGAGUCAAACUUAUACUUCACAUUGGUAUCAAUCUCCUUGGUGUUCAUUUAUUCAUCCUAACACAAG
This is a messenger RNA of Acanthocheilonema viteae, 778 nucleotides long. Lineage: Eukaryota; Metazoa; Nematoda; Chromadorea; Rhabditida; Onchocercidae. The record is from the annotation of a GenBank genome assembly.